CUCUACGUGGCAAACAGGUUGCAGAAGGUUGCGCCAGUUCUCAUAGGGUGACAUUAAAAUCCCUUAAACUCCACGGAGCAAAGCCAAUACAUGCAAGGUUAAUGAUACAGAAAGGGAAAAUUCUUCAUAAUGUAUAUAAAGGACAUGGCGUUUUGGCAAAAUACUCUCGGCUGACCCCAUUUAAAUCACCAAUGGUAAUAAGGUCGGUAAUGAGGUGCAGGUUUCGUUAAUGAAUGACCGUGUCUCAUGAGUUCACCUUGUUGCAUCUUGUCUUCCAAAAAUCAUUCCAAAGACAAUAUUUGGUAACAGGAUGUUUUUUAUUGUCGUUUAAAAAGUUUUUGUGUUAUUUGCCAAAGAACCUUUUGCAUGCAAAAUAAAUAUAUUAAAUAUCACAAAAAUUAAAUCACAACGGCCAUAGCCUCUUCCACGUGAAUGAGUUCAGGUAAUACUCCUACUGCACCGUUCCCGGUAGCCCCCUACUGGUGAGUCAUCGUUAAUACAACCGCCUUCUACGUUUCGCCGCCGACGGUGCAUGAAAAAUACGUUAAAGUUGACGAGUACUUAAUCGUCGUAGAUACGUUACUGCGUUAAAUGGCGAACUAGUUACCCUGCAAUGUUUUGACUCUGAAAUUCUCUAUAGUUGUCUCUAAAUUUCUGAACAAUCAAGGAAAUGAAAAUCAUAGAUAAAACGAAAGAAGUAAAUAUUAUCAUACUUCCAUUAAGUUAUAGUGUAAUUGUAAGUAUAGGAAAACAUUUAGCUAGUCAUAGUAUGAGUUGUUUCGCUGCAUCGACCACUAUGGGACAGGCUGCAGGCUCCCCCACAGCGAUGUGCAGGAUAGGCUAUUGUAGCAUAGGCAUAUUGUAGCACUAGGCAUAGUACAAUAUGCAUCUAAAUGCAUAAGAUACGAAAAAAGAAUCAGAUACAGCACAUGCAACGCAUCGAUAAGCUUAUAAUUCAGCUAUUGACUUCUGUCGCAAAACUCGUUUUCAUACAAAUUAUUAUUUUGCACCAGAAGGAUUUUAUGAAAGGUGAAUUCGUUUAAUUUCUGACAGGAAUGUGCGUUUAAUAAAUUAUACAUCCAGGAGCGUCCCAGUUACGGAAAAGCUCUCCGGGCCGAUGAAAAGGGGCAGUGUUUCUCCGGAAAGCCGCCCCCUUUGUAAACCAUGCAGACGUCCACGGCUCAGUCAAACCCAGAGAAGAUACCAAAAGAUCCGGAGAAGCCACGAUCCCCCGAGCGACUGUACCCGGACCAGCAGAGCAAAUUCAAUGCACGACGUUUCUCAGCGUUUUUCUUUAUUUCAUACUUAGAUCGACUGUAAUUUUUUUCCUCCUGACUAAUCAAUAGAGUCAUUGGCCUGGAGAUGAAGCAGCCAGGAUGGUGGCAACCUUGGGGCGUCGGAACAGCUGUGCUCGUGGCCUUUUGGCUACCUGUCUGCCUGGGCCAGGUGUCGCCCUCCCCCCCGCCUCAGGGCAGCACCCUGAAGUUCCGGCUGGCGGGCUACCCCCGCAAACACAAUGAGGGCCGCGUGGAGAUCUUCUACAAGGGAGAGUGGGGCACCAUCUGCGACGACGACUUCACCAUAGCCAAUGCCCACGUCCUGUGCCGUCAGCUGGGCUUCGUCACCGCCACGGGCUGGACGCACAGCGCCAAGUACGGCAAGGGGACAGGGAAGAUCUGGCUGGAUAAUGUGCAGUGUGGCGGCAGCGAGAGGAGCAUCGAGCUGUGCAGGUCCCGCGGCUGGGGAAACAGCGACUGUACCCACGACGAGGAUGCCGGCGUGAUCUGCAAGGACGAGAGGCUGCCUGGCUUUGUGGACUCCAACAUCAUCGAGGUGGACGAGAACCACUUCGAGGAGGUGCGGCUGCGGCCCCUAGCAGAAGGGGGCCCAAAGCGGAUGCCCAUCACAGAGGGAGUCGUGGAGGUGAAGCUGCAGGACGGCUGGACGCAGAUAUGCAGCCAGGGAUGGAGCCCCAAGAACUCCCGGGUUAUCUGUGGGAUGAUGGGCUUCCCCAGCGAGAAGAAGGUUAGGAACACCUACAAACACGUUAAAAAGAUCAAAAAGAGAGGCGCAAAGCCCAAGGCUGCUGCUUCCUCAGCUUCCAGGGAUACUUUAAAAGGCCGAUCUAAUUCCAAAGCGAACAACCACAGGCCCCAGAAAAGGCACACAAAUGGCUUCCGCAUCCACUCUGUCGCCUGCACGGGGAACGAGGUGCACCUGUCUGUCUGCCCCCUGGAAAUCUCGAAGCGCAACAGCAGUGCCCCCUGUAACGGUGGCACACCGGCUGUGGUCAGCUGCAUGCCAGGGCCCCUGUUCUCCCAGGUUAAUGGCCAGAAGAAGAAGGCCAAGACUCUGACCAAAGUGAGGCUGAAGGGAGGUGCUAAGAUCGGGGAGGGUCGCGUGGAGGUGCUGAAGAACAGGGAAUGGGGGACGGUGUGCGACGACCGCUGGAAUCUGCAGGCGGCCAGCGUGGUGUGCAGAGAGCUGGGCUUCGGCAGUGCCAGGGAGGCCCUGACGGGGGCGCGCUUGGGUCAGGGGGUCGGCCCCAUUCACAUGAACGAGGUCCUGUGCGCUGGUACCGAGAAGUCCAUCUGGAAUUGCCCCUUCAAAAACAUCACGUCAGACAACUGCAAGCAUGCCGAAGAUGCCUCCGUCAGGUGCAACGUGCCCUACAUGGCCUACGAGGAAACGAUGCGACUCACAGGGGGGAGGACUCGCUUCGAGGGGCGCGUGGAGGUGCUGGUGACAGACAGGAAUGGGACGGAGGGCUGGGGGCUGGUCUGUGGAGAGGGCUGGAGCACCCGGGAGGCCAUGGUGGUGUGUCGGCAGCUGGGCCUGGGCUACGCUAAGAGCGGCCUGCCAAUCCGGAUUGUUGGCGGACGCACCAACUACGAGGGUCGGGUGGAGGUUAAGGUGGGGUCCAGGUGGGGCACUGUGUGCAGUGAAGGAUGGACCACGAAGGAGGCCAUGGUGGCUUGUCGUCAGCUAGGGCUGGGGUACUCCCUGCAUGCCAUCACAGAAACGUGGUACUGGGAGAGCAGUAACAUGACGGACAUGCUUCUGAGCGGGGUGAAGUGCACCGGUGAGGAGAUGUCACUCAGUCACUGCCAGCACCACGCCACGGUCACCUGCCAGAAGGCCGGGUCACGCUUCUCCGCCGGUGUCAUCUGCUCCGAGACGUCGUCUGACCUGGUGCUGAAUGCCCCAUUGGUCCAGCAGACGGCCUACAUUGAGGAUCGGCCCCUGCACAUGCUCUACUGUGCCGCCGAGGAGAACUGCCUCUCCAAGUCAGCCGCCAGGGCCAACUGGCCCUAUGGGCACCGGCGGCUGCUCCGCUUCUCCUCCGAGAUCCACAACAUCGGCCGCGCCGACUUCCGCCCCAAGGCCGGCCGUCACUCCUGGGUGUGGCACGAGUGCCAUAGGCAUUACCACAGUAUGGACAUCUUCACUCACUAUGACCUUCUCUCAGCCAACGGCACCAGGGUGGCGGACGGCCACAAGGCCAGCUUCUGCCUGGAGGACACUGAAUGCCAGGAAGGAAUCGCAAAGCGUUACGAGUGCGCUAACUUUGGCGAGCAGGGCAUAACUGUGGGCUGUUGGGACGUGUACCGUCAUGACAUUGACUGUCAGUGGAUCGACAUCACCGACGUAAAGCCGGGAAACUACAUACUGCAGCUUGUAAUAAAUCCUAACUUCGAAGUGUCCGAGAGCGAUUUCACCAACAACGCCAUGAAGUGCAAUUGUAAAUAUGAUGGGCAUCGGAUUUGGCUGCACAAAUGUCACCUCCAUGAUGCAUUCAGCGAAGAAGCAGAGAAGAAAUUUGAACAGUACCCUGGGCAAUUGAAUAAUCAAAUUUCAUAACUUGGCCAAACCUUCAAAGUACACGAAGGUGGUACUGGGUACUUUCCACUGCGUUGUUGCAUGUAGAGAGCCAUUUUACUUCUCUCAAAGAAAACACCCAGUUGAAUAUGAAAACAGCUCUGAUAAGAGCUGGAUGGUGCUGAAUGUCCAUUUUUUGUGAUUGAGACAUUUCCCUGUUUCAGGGAUGGUGGUUUAUUUACACCAAAUGCAUGAGAUGUAAGUAGUUACUCAUUUUUAUGAAAAGUUAUCCUCUAUUGCCAUGAGAGCUUCAGCUCCUUGCUUCAAAAAAAUAUUUUGGGAAUUAAAAAAAUUGUGAAAGUGUACAAAGACUAAACAUUUUAGUUUUUCGGGAUCUUUUUAAACCAUCCAGGGCCUCUGACGUCCAUUUCAUGUAACACAUCAGGCCCAAUUGACCAGACCCGUUCUCUUUGGAAUAAAGAUACCUAUCUUAGAAAACGUUCACUUGCAUGUCUCAAAAUAAAUUGUACUUCAAACUGUGGAA
This is a messenger RNA of Brienomyrus brachyistius, 4363 nucleotides long. RefSeq names its product lysyl oxidase-like 3a (gene loxl3a). Gene Ontology annotation, molecular function: protein-lysine 6-oxidase activity; copper ion binding. Gene Ontology annotation, cellular component: membrane. Bases 1363 to 3861 code for a protein of 832 amino acids. The transcript is spliced from 17 exons. Gene Ontology annotation, biological process: peptidyl-lysine oxidation. Lineage: Eukaryota; Metazoa; Chordata; Actinopteri; Osteoglossiformes; Mormyridae. The record is from RefSeq and is a predicted model, not a curated record.